Molecule: messenger RNA, 648 nt
Organism: Phaedon cochleariae (mustard beetle)
Lineage: Eukaryota; Metazoa; Arthropoda; Insecta; Coleoptera; Chrysomelidae
Source: the annotation of a GenBank genome assembly
AUGAAAAUUCUCAUUUUCGCAGUCUUAGUGGGAAUCAGCACAGCCCAAAACGGUGGUAGGGUUCUUGAACCUCCAACACCAGCCCUAUGUGCUCAGAGAACCAUUCAUGAAAGAACGCCAGAUGGUAAAGGAUACUUCCUUAGUUGGAGAGACCCUAAUACGAAAGGCGUAGAACUAGACUGGUUGAGUGCAAGAAAUUUCUGCAGGAAACGUUGCAUGGAUCUGGUAUCUCUGGAAACUAGUGCUGAAAACGAAUGGAUCAAAAGGCGAAUUGUCGAUGAGAAGGUGAAAUACAUCUGGACCUCGGGCCGCCUCUGCGACUUCAAGGGCUGCGACCGCCCCGACCUGCAGCCCGUCCAGAUAAACGGCUGGUUCUGGACGGCCGUCCUGCAGAAACUGGCUCCCACCACGCAACGCGACCAGAACGACUGGUCCGAGAGCGGCGGCAUCGGCCAGCCGCAGCCCGACAACAGGGAGGCCGUCCAGGGGGGCGCGGCCGAGAACUGUCUCGCGGUGCUCAACCAGUUCUACAAUGACGGCGUUAACUGGCACGACGUGGCUUGUCAUCACGUCAAACCGUGGGUGUGCGAGGAGAACGACGAUCUGCUGAAAUACGUUCGGUUUUCCAACCCCAAUUUUCUGGUUUAA